CCCUUCUCGGCUCACUCUCGCUGGCUGUUGCAAAUACGUGGUAGCUCCCCACGGCGUUUCGAAGAAAGGGACAAAACACUCAACAUCAAUCCGCGCGGGCGACAGGGCGAGCAUAUCUAUCUCUGUGUACGUUCGGCUGAUCCCUCUGUCUAAGGAAGGAACUCAGGAGACCAAGAAAAAAAAAGGGCAGGUCGGCGUUAUUAUACAUACGCAGUAGCUAGGCGGAGAACAAACAAAUUAAAUUAAAGACGCGCGCGCGUUCGGCAGAGAAGAUGUUGGCCUGCAUCGCGUGCGCGAAGCAGGAAGCUGACGAUGGCGCAGAGGAGAGGGCGCGUGCGGCGACCACUCCGAGCAACAGAGAAGCCGUCAAAAGCCUCACCUCACAGAUAAAGGACAUGGUUCUGAGGUUUUCCAAAGGAGGUGGAAGCACCUCAUCCUCUUCUUCGUCAUUCAGGAGCAGGAGCUUCCGCCGCCACCAUAGCCAAAGGCAGCACCAGCGCGCCUAUACUUACGAAGACGCCGUGCAUUGCAGCAACCAGUUGGGCGCAGUAACUUCGAGGCCAGCGGCGGGGAACGCGACUAAGAGCGUGAAAGAGGAUCAGCAGCGGAGGUGCGGAGGGAAGUGGACUGUGGGCGUGGAGGAGGAUGAUGAUAUAGUGGUGGAGGAGGACGUUGAACCGCAGGAGUGGACGGCCCAGGUGGAGCCCGGCGUUCAUAUCACCUUCGUCUCACUCCCCGGAGGAGCCGGCAACGAACUCAAGCGCAUUCGGUUCAGCCGGGAGAUGUUUAACAAGUGGCAAGCACAGAGAUGGUGGGGUGAGAACUACGACAGGAUCAUGGAGCUUUACAAUGUCCAGCGCUAUAACGGCCAGGCGCUCCAGACUCCAGCCAGAUCGGACGACGGCGAGGGAGAGUCGAUGUGGUCGAAGGUGCUCUUGACAAAGGAGAGCCCCAUCACUCCGGCGCCACCCGCCACAGAGUCAAUUAUAGCCAGAUCAGAGACUCACAAGCCACCGCUACCUGCAGCCUUAGCCACGUCCCACGUCCUUCCGCAUCGCCUUCAUUCACCUGCCGCUGCCGCGACUACCACAGAAGGAGCCUCCGGUGUCAAGACCGAAGCCGCCGCUUCGGUGGACGCGUCGAGGACCACCAUCUCGUCCAGAGACGAGGCGUCCGUCUCCGCCAGCAACGCCAGCGACCUUGAGAUAACAGAGUGGGUGGAGCAAGAUGAGGCCGGUGUUUAUAUCACCAUCCGCGAGAAUGGCGACGGCACCAGGGAGCUCCGUCGCGUGCGAUUCAGUCGGGACAAGUUCGGGGAGGUGCACGCUAAGCUGUGGUGGGAGGCCAACAGAGAGAGGAUCCAAGCUCAAUAUCUGUAGACCUCGAGAGCAAAACAAGGCAAGCCAUCCAAAGCAUUUGACGCUGGACGUGUAAAAUGACAAGGCAGAACACUGAAAUCAGAUUUUUUUUUUUUUUUUGUUUAUUUAGCUAUAUGAUAAACAUAGUGGGGU
Zingiber officinale is the source of this 1511-nucleotide messenger RNA. Its product is annotated as protein Brevis radix-like 1. The coding region runs from base 273 to 1379 and encodes 368 amino acids. The record is from RefSeq and is a predicted model, not a curated record. The transcript has 6 exons. NCBI's taxonomy places the organism in Eukaryota, Viridiplantae, Streptophyta, Magnoliopsida, Zingiberales, Zingiberaceae.